AUCAGAUACAUUAGUACAAUAAAAACCGAAACAUUGCGGUACGCCGAUCACACUGACUGAUACGAAUACUUUAAAUUUGGGUUUAGUGAGAAGAAAAAUAAUUGUGUGAUAAACACAUUUAAAUGUUUUGAAAAAAAAAUCCAAUUAAUUUAUUGCAUAAUUAACACAAUUUUUUAUAAUCUAAUUAAUUAACAGUUUUUUUAAAUACACAAUAUGCAAUUUUUAAGCUUAAAAUUAAAAGUGUAAAUUAAGAAAAAUGCAACCUUGCCAAUAGGGAAUUUUAGUGAACUGCCAGUCAUCGUGAUUGUCAGCAUUUGUCAAUUGGAUCGGUGAAGAAAUCCAAAUAAGAAUUUUAUAUUGUGGAAAUAUAGUUUUCAUAAGAAAAUAUUUAAAUAUGAGUGUGCGUGUAAUUAAUGAUGAUGCUCACUUUCAAUCAGAGCUUAGUUCAGCCGGAAUACGUCUUGUGGUCGUAGAUUUUACUGCUAGUUGGUGUGGACCAUGUCAACGUAUAGCACCACAUUUCGAGAUUCUUCCAACCAAAUAUCCAAAAGCAAUUUUUCUUAAAGUGGACGUUGAUAAAUGUCAGGACACAGCAGCGAGCCAAGGUGUUUCAGCUAUGCCCACAUUUAUUUUUUACCGGAACAGGACAAAAAUUGAUCGUGUCCAAGGUGCAGAUAUAAUGGUAUUAGAAAAUAAGAUUCAGGAACACAUCGGCUCUAGUGGUGGAGACGAAGCUGGUGAGGACUACGGUCAAGGGCUUAUGGAGCUGAAUACAUUCAUUUCGAAACAGGAAUGUGAAUGUUUGAAUGAGGCUGAUGACCAUUGCUUAAAUCAUUGCCUUACAUCGAAUGGUGGUUAUCUGCAAUCGGAUUGUGAUGAGCAAUUAAUAUUGUCAGUAACAUUUAAUCAACUUGUAAAAAUACACUCAUUGAAGUUCAAAGCUCCACCACACUUAGGACCAAAAGAAAUUAAACUGUUUAUAAAUCAACCAAGGACAAUCGAUUUUGACAUGGCUGAAUCAAUGACCAGUGUGCAAGAUUUAACCUUGGAUCCCAAGGAGCUUGAGAACGGCCAGCCAAUCAAUCUUCGUUACGUUAAAUUUCAAAACGUUCAAAAUAUUCAAAUUUACGUUCGUAACAAUCAAUCAGGGGGAGAAGUUACACAAAUAGAUUACAUUGCAUUCAUAGGAUCUCCCAUUAUGACAACAAAGAUGACCGAUUUCAAACGUGUCGCUGGUAAAAAAGGAGAAAGUCAUUAAAAUAAAUCAAUGAAAAAAUCGAAAAAUAAGUUUUGUUGUGGAUUAAAGAGAAAUCUUUCCAACUGA
Messenger RNA from Bactrocera oleae (olive fruit fly), 1324 nucleotides. It is a transcript of the gene Txl, whose product is annotated as Thioredoxin-like. Gene Ontology annotation, molecular function: protein-disulfide reductase activity. Lineage: Eukaryota; Metazoa; Arthropoda; Insecta; Diptera; Tephritidae. The record is from RefSeq and is a predicted model, not a curated record. Gene Ontology annotation, cellular component: cytosol.